Molecule: messenger RNA, 1481 nt
Organism: Priapulus caudatus
Lineage: Eukaryota; Metazoa; Priapulida; Priapulimorpha; Priapulimorphida; Priapulidae
Product: elongation of very long chain fatty acids protein 4-like
Exons: 7
Coding region: 182-1168 (328 amino acids)
Biological process (GO): very long-chain fatty acid biosynthetic process; fatty acid elongation, polyunsaturated fatty acid; sphingolipid biosynthetic process
Cellular component (GO): endoplasmic reticulum membrane
Molecular function (GO): fatty acid elongase activity
Source: RefSeq, a predicted model, not a curated record
ACCGUACGUACUAUAUACUGCGAGACAAAAGACACGUAGCAGCCCCACCACCUUUAAUUUCUUUUGUUCCUGUCCACCCGGUUAGUUCCAUCACUGGUCUACCACCACGUUAUUCCACGCGCACACACACACCGUUAAUAUCCAACAAGCUUACGGUGUAGUGGGCGUGAGACCAAUAAUCAUGGAUAUAGUACAGGACUACCUCAGACAGGGCUACGAUUACUACCUAUGGACGCUGUCGUUUUCUGAUAAGCGUGUGGAACGAUGGGGCUUGAUGAGCUCUCCUCUCUACACGGCGGCGCUCACGCUCGCCUACCUGUUCCUCGUCUGGGCGGGGCCGCGCUUCAUGCAGCGGCGGCGCCCCCUACAGCUGCGGGCCGUCCUCGUCGGCUACAACUUUGCGAUGAUGCUGCUCAACCUUUAUGUGAUGGUCGAGGUGUUGGAUGCUUCCACACGCCUUGGCUACAGCUACAUCUGCCAGCCAGUGAACUAUUCAAAGAAUUACCACGAAAUGAAGAUUGCCAGAGCCCUCUGGUGGUACUACAUCUCGAAGGGCAUUGAGUUUUUCGACACCUUCUUCUUCAUCCUGCGUAAGAAGAACAGUCAAAUCACCUUUCUUCAUGUUUACCACCACUCUACGAUGUUCUGUCUCUGGUGGAUCGGGAUCAAGUGGGUCGCGGGUGGAUCCGCAUUCUACGGAGCUAUGGUGAACUCGUUCAUACACGUGCUCAUGUAUAGCUACUACUGCCUCGCUGCUCUCGGUCCAUCCUUCCAGCGCUUCCUCUGGUGGAAAAAGUACCUCACCAUACUGCAGCUGGUGCAGUUCUGCAUGGGCAUCGGUCACGGAUUUAUCGGCCUCUACGUGCAUUGUCCGUUCCCGAAGUGGAUGCAUUACACGCUCAUAUGCUACGCCUUCUCCUUCAUCGUGCUGUUCGGGAACUUCUACCGCCACACCUACCGCGCGCGCAAUGGCGCCAAGAAGCCGCAGGAGAGCGAGAGCAGUGCGAACGGAACGGUCUGCAAUGGCCACCUGGCGAAGGAUUCACGCAUCAGCAACGGUAUCACUUCGAGCUCGACGACGGAGAUUCGAAGCGCCACCAACGGCGUCAGUCUAGCCAAGAAUGCGCAGGGUUGGCCACUCCGCAGGAAGGGCAGGCGGGAGAAUUAGACUGCCACCUGCUGCUCGCAGACGCACCCGCAGCCAGGGUCCACUCGCCUCGCGGCGUCCAUCUAUUUAUCCGCUGUACAUCCGGUGGAGGUGUACGUCCCCUCUGAAGCGUUUGUGCCCCACCCUCCUACACACACACAUGCACACGUGCCUCUGGUUCCAUGUAGAAGUAAGUAUUGCUGUGUGAGCGUGAGACAAUUGUUGGGCGACAAUAUUUAGCUGUGAGCACAUAUGGAUGCAGGUAUGCAUACACACGUAUGUAUGUACGCAUGCAGGCGCUCAUGCACGCACACAUACAUAUGUAUGCACUCGC